This is a messenger RNA of Cladophialophora immunda, 2033 nucleotides long. RefSeq lists its product as uncharacterized. NCBI's taxonomy places the organism in Eukaryota, Fungi, Ascomycota, Eurotiomycetes, Chaetothyriales, Herpotrichiellaceae. The coding region runs from base 149 to 634 and encodes 161 amino acids. The transcript has a single exon. The record is from RefSeq and is a predicted model, not a curated record.
CAAACAACCAGCCUCGUCCUCACGAUUUAUAUAGAUCCUUGAACCAACUCUCUUCCGCCCUCAACAACGCUCCCGGCUCGCCCACCUCCACCACCCUCCCUUGACUCAAGACCGCGACCCGGUCCGAAUCAUCAAUCGUGUUCAACCGAUGCGCCACCGCAAUGACGGUGCAGUCGCGGAACCUCUCGCGAAUGAUCCGUUGCAUGAGCUGGUCAGUCUUCACAUCCACGCUCGCACUGACUUCAUCCAGCACCACAACCUUGCUCCGACGCACCAUCGCCCGGGCCAGGCAGAAAAGCUGCCGUUGGCCGUGGCUCAAGAAGUCGGGCGUCAUCACGGCGUCGAGCCCGCCUUUCUCUUGGAUGACGGGCCAGAUUUGACACUUGGUCAACGUGGAUAUGAAAAUUGCGUCGCGUUCGCUGCGUCCCAGGGGAUUGUCGGAGUCCGCAUUCGCGGCCGUCCAUGGAUCCAUGUUGAACCGCACCGUCUCGGUGGUCACCCACCACGGUUCCUGCGGGAUCACAUUGAGCUUUGCACGGAGUGUCUCGCGUGGAACACGAGAGAUGUCGACCCCGUCGAUCUGAAUCCGUCCGCUGCGAAACUCAAGGAGAUGGAAGAGACUGGCCAGCAUUGAACUCUUGCCACUUCCCGACCUACCACAGACACCCAACUUCUCACCACGUUGCACCUCCAAGUUAAUGUCCCUCAGAACCAGCAUAGAGUCCGCCGAGUAACUGGCUCCGAACCCAGUGAAGUUCACCUGUCCGCUCUCCGGCCAUUGAGUCGGCACCGGCUCGACUUCCCAUACCUUAUGCUCUGAUUCGAUGUCCCGGACAAAAUUUCUCAGACGGCUGAUAGCUCCAAUGCUAGUCUCCAGCAUAGUCCAAGUCCGUACCAAGUUUGUUAGGUUGCCGCUCAGAUUGACGGUGCUCAAUAGACCCAACCCGACAAGUCCCGGCUCGAUGGACUGCCGCUUCGCCACAAUAAUCACCAUCAAUAUCGUCACAAGAGCCGUCACCAAGAGAUCGAGGACAAUGCCGAGCCAUUGUUGAAUACAGUACAUCAGAUAGAACGGCCGCUGACUGCGAUCUAAGAGCUCUAAAUUCCGCUCCGCGAACUUGCCUGCCCAUCCAAAGGCACGAACACUUACCAGCCCGGCAGCGGUCUCGCCGAACAACGUGUAAAGCGGAGCUUUCUCCUCCAGGUCUAAAAGACGCAUUUGGCGACUGGUCCGCAGAUAGAACUUUUGGAUUCCAUACAUGGCCGCGAGGACCACGGGAAUAGUGGCGGCAAAAUAUCCCGUGCCGGAAGCAGCCAUGAUUGCAAGUCCGGUAGCGCAGGCUACCGAAGAGAGCACGAAAUCCGCAUAUGAAAAUGGCAGCUCCGAAUCGACAAGUGCCAUGUCCUGGCCAAACCUGCUCGUAGCGGAUCCAAUAUCGGUGCGGGUGAAGAAGGACAGUGGCGCAUUCAGAACCGAUUCCAGAAGGCUCAGGUGGAGGUUGCUGGAGCUUUUCGGUUGCAUGUCAAGAAGGAUUUGAAUUACCAGUAGCACUAUUGACACAGCGGCGACGAUGCAUGCUACCCCGAAGACGAUAAUGAACGCGGUAGCUUGCGAAGGAGUGUCGCCCGGGAAGGCUUUCACCAACACACCGGGCGCCUGAGAGGCAAUGACGAAAAGAAACGCCCAGACAACGGAGAGCAGACUUGAGAGGUAUCCGCAGGAGCGGAACCAGUGUUUGUAUGUGGACCACUCCCCGUUUCUUCGCAUGAGAUCUUGUGCAUUCUCAUUUUCCUCUUCGGCUGUCUGGGACGCUGUGGACACUUUGAACGUUUUCUCGACCUCAACCGGGGUUUCGACUUCUUCUUUCGUGGGAUGUUCGUACUCCUUUCUGAAUCGAACGUCAAGACUGUGGACAUAGCCACCCUGAUUUACCAGAUUGAGAUAGUUUCCCUGCUCGCAAAUCCGGCCAUUCGCGUCUAGGCUCACGAUGCAAUCUGCGUAUGGGAGGCGGUGUACAGCGUGAGUGACCAAG